AUGGGCACCCGCGGUCUUAUCGGCUACAUCCUCCGCAACAAACAGCGCAAGGCCAUGUACAACCACUGGGACUCCUAUCCCGAGGGCCAAGGCCACGACAUUGCCCAGUUCAUCUCCCGCCUUUCUCCCGAGCAGAGCAAAGAGAUGGCCGAGCGCGUGGAAAAGAUCGAGGCAAAUGAGAAUGCGAUCAUCCCCGAGGACAUCAAGAAGCGCUACCUGGCUUACGACGGUAUCUGGAAGUACGAUUUUCCUUACGGCGGUCCUGAGCACUGGUUCCACCCACGACAGCACGAAGGUCUCUCCGAAGACGCCAAGAGGAAAAAGAUUGAAGAGAGGAAGAAGCAGGCCGCAAAGUCGUUGGCGAUGAGAGCCAGCUUGGGUGACGACGACGGUCCGUUUGCGAUGUACGGGUCAAUGGACACUUGGUCCGAUGUGUUGGUGGGGGCACAGGGAGCAAGGGCGCUGCCAUUCAUUCAAGAAGGAAAGCUCAACCAUCUGAUUGACUCCAUCUCCUUCAUGGGGGAAAGCAUCUUUUGUGAAUGGGAAUACUUUAUCGAUUUCCACAAUGAAAAAUUGGAAGUAUGGGCCGGGAAGCUUCUUAGAGAGGUUUCUUUUGACACAUUGCGAGCGGAUCCGAACUAUAUGCUCAAGGGGGGCUGGAGUGACGAGAGCGACGAGGAAUAG
Messenger RNA from Cryptococcus wingfieldii CBS 7118, 684 nucleotides. RefSeq lists its product as hypothetical. The record is from RefSeq and is a predicted model, not a curated record. The transcript is spliced from 3 exons. Bases 1 to 684 code for a protein of 227 amino acids. NCBI's taxonomy places the organism in Eukaryota, Fungi, Basidiomycota, Tremellomycetes, Tremellales, Cryptococcaceae.